GAAAACUUCCACCUCCCCAAGCUGUUACAAAAACUCGAUUCAUACACGUGCACACUCGCAUAUAUUCAAGCCACCGUGUCUGUAUCUCUUUCGCUAGUGACUGGGCCUCUCCGUAAGACUCGGACGUGCUCUCAAAAGCUCUCAUUCUUCACGAGUUCUUCGCGGUCACCGUCAUGUCACAAUUCAGCUUCCGACAAGUAUUCAAUUGAAGCCCCGCGCGUCGCUACUAUAAAAGGACGUCAUUGAGGGUGGCCCACUCAUUCUCUUGUUCCCCACCAUCCCUCACAUUCCAACAAUGCAGACCAUCCACAGUGUCGGCUUCCAGACGGAGAUACGUGCCCCUUCCUCCAAGAACAUCCAGCAACGCGACGAGUCGCGUGCCCGCCACUUUGUUGCCGGCCACCACGCGCACGGACCUCUCUCCGCAAUCGUCCAGGCUCAUCGUCACCAUCAAGGGCAGCCGCCUCAGGGCCAACAACCGAUGGGUGACCAGCCUGCGCCCGGCGGACCAUCGCCAUCUUCUCCGGGCCCCAACACAUCCAUAAGUGUCACCAAUGCUGCUGUGACAUAUCUCGUUGACGUGGGAGUUGGCUCUCCCCCUGAGAAGUGGAAGCUCCUCAUCGACACAGGCUCUUCGAACUGCUGGAUUAAUGGCGCAAACGGUCGCUACCAUCCUAGCGCGAGUUCAGUCGAUACCCGUAAACCUUUCCAGAUCUCUUAUGGAAAGGGAGCCUGCAGUGGCCAAGAAUAUACCGACAUAAUCUCGCUCAGCGACAAGUUGGUGGUCAAGAAUCAGUCGGUGGGCGUCGCUACCCAGAUACAAGACAUGGACGGUGUCGGCAGCGAUGGUAUUCUCGGCAUUGGUCCUGUCGACCUUACUGAGGGCACCGUUGACGGGACACCCAUUCCUACUCUCCCUGACAAUAUGCUCAAGCAGGGUCUGAUCCAGCAGGAAGUCAUUGGGAUCUACUACGAACCCACCACGACCGACAAUGCACCCACUGGCUGCCUCACCUUUGGCGGUCCCGACACCUCCAAAUGCACGAGCGAAAUUAAGUACAACCCAAUCACUCAGCAGGAUCCCGCAAAGAAAUACUGGGGCAUGGAACAGUCCAUUACAUACGACGGCGAGGAGAUCAUGUCCCAAUGUCCCGGCAUCGCCGACACCGGCACUACUCUGUUCAUGCUUCCAGACGCCGUAUUGCAGAAGUACAUGGCGAAAACGGGAGCAAAGAUGGACCCGUCGACCGGAUUGAUGACCGUCACCGAUGCGCAAUACAAUAAGAUGCAGAGCAUGUUCAUCACCAUCGGUGAUACCAAGUACGAAUUCACCAAGAACGCUCAGAUUUGGCCGCGCAGCAUGAACUCGACUUUGGGCGUUCCCGACGACCAGAUUUCCCUUGUCUUUGCCAGCAUGGGCAAAAUUCAGCAGGGCAAUGGCCUUUGCUUCAUUAAUGGGAUGACGUUCCUCCAGCGCUUCUAUUCGGUCUAUGACACGACCAACGCCCGGCUCGGAUUCGCCACGACCCAGCACACCAUGGCCACGACCAACUAGGCCAGCCAGCAUCGCAUGCUUGGAAUUCAAUCGCAUACUUGUACAUUAGAUACGUGAUCGCAUUUGUUACAUCCUCCGGCUUUCGAAUUCAAAUUGAAAUUCAAACGGUACUUACUUGGCGUUCAAUGCUACAUACUGCGCGAUCGGCGUGGAAGACGGCGAUGGAAGCCGAUCAAUAUUCGAUUGAUCGGAACGACAGAUGGCUAUGUACUUCGCUAAGCAAUCCACGAUACCCACUCCAAGUCUCCAACCCUUAACACUCAUGCUGGACAGCGUCCCUGCCAGUCCGCUAUGUUCGCCUCAGAAAUCACUAUCUGACUUCCCAGACCUUUCUUCGCGCAAAACGCGCCUGCGCAGAUGCAAGACGUCAUCUUCGUUGUUUGCCGCAAAAGUCUCCCUCGAGCUGCCCACAAAAACAGAUCCCUCGGUCUAUCUCACCGUGCGCGGAGGUAAAACCUCCGUUGGAUCCUUCUCACCUAUCCCGGACGCACAGAGCGCUCUACGGGUGCUUGCUAAGCCUGCUCGGCAUCCCGUUCUUGCAUGGAUAUCUGGACCCUCUGUCGCCCCAUCUCCCCCGAAGCUUUUAACUGCAAUACCCUCCAUUAGUCGGACCGCGUCGUCCUCGCCCGUCAGCUCACCCACGACCACAGCUGCGACCUCCCUGUCGGACUACGACCGCAACUACUACCAUCCUACCAAAAUGCCGACUCCGCGGGCGACAGAACAUUCACAGACGACCACGCCGUGUGGCACACCGCCAGGUCUUGCGUCAUUGGAGCGUAGCUCUCGGUUAUGCACCACCUUCGUCCAUUGUGCCACGUGUGGAACCAGCGGAUCCAAGUUUCCGUCAUGCGGUCGAUGCGGGCAGUCUUGGUGCUCGCGCGCCUGUCGGCUACCAGGCGGCGUGCGACACUCCUGUGCGCCCGUGUCCGGGCAACCAGUAUAG
Molecule: messenger RNA, 2501 nt
Organism: Mycena citricolor
Lineage: Eukaryota; Fungi; Basidiomycota; Agaricomycetes; Agaricales; Mycenaceae
Source: the annotation of a GenBank genome assembly